Hyaloscypha bicolor E is the source of this 2376-nucleotide messenger RNA. RefSeq names its product glycoside hydrolase family 115 protein. The record is from RefSeq and is a predicted model, not a curated record. Lineage: Eukaryota; Fungi; Ascomycota; Leotiomycetes; Helotiales; Hyaloscyphaceae. The transcript has 11 exons. Bases 1 to 2376 code for a protein of 791 amino acids.
AUGGUCCUCAUCUUUCUAACUGUUCUUUGUUUGGUUUCAUCUGUUCUGGCAAUAGGCCAACAAGCCAUCAUAUCGUUUACGGGAGGGGCCUUGCAACUAGCAGGAGGCUCAUCGGUGGCAUAUCUGUUUCUCAGCAGCGCAGACUUCCCAGGCGUCAUUAGAGCAGGCCAAGACCUCUCAGCAGACUUUGACCAGACAUCUACCGACCAAUCGCCAUCGGCAGGGCCAGUCAUCAUCGCAGGAACGAUUGGAAAGUCAACACUCAUCGAUUCCUUGGUCUCAGCUGGCAAAAUUGACGUUUCGAGCAUCAAAGGACAAUGGGAAGCCUUCGAGACUCAGAUAUUGGCAAAUCCCAUUUCUGGACCGGCCUCUGCUCUGGUGAUUGCUGGAAGUGAUAAAUGGGGCACGAUUUACGGAAUCUAUGACAUCUCAGAGCAAAUCGGUGUCUCACCUUGGUACUGGUUUUCGGACGUCGCCACUGCUCAGCGAACCAAUAUUUACGCCUUGAAUGUACACAAAGUUCAAGGAUCACCGAGCCCAGCACUGACGAACGGGGUGGAGGAGAAAUAUGGGGGCGUUGGAUAUGUCUCUGGUUUCUACACGAGAGUCUUUGAGCUUUUGCUGCGGUUGAGAGCGAACUCUUUGUGGCCGACGAUGUGGGAUAGUAUGUUCGCGAUUGAUGAUUCAAAAAAUCAGCCGCUUGCUGAUAGCUACGGGAUUGUCAUGGGAACCAGCCAUACCGAGCCACUCAUGCGGGCAAAGCCGUAUGAAUCUCAGUACACGAUGGGAAUGCGCGGUUCUGGCGACACGGGGUCUUCGACCCUCAAUGCAACCGCCCUUGAAGACGUCAUUGCUCAGCAGCAGAUAAUCCUCGCUUCAGUCGUCAAUAGCAAUUUCUCGGGAAUGUGGUGUCCAUACAAAGAGGUUGGUUGUUAUUAUCAGAAGGGCAUGAAAGUCCUUGACGAUAUCACAAUACUGUGGCCUGAUGACAAUGUUGGCAAUAUUCAGAGACUCCCAAUCCCGAGUGAACUUAAUCGUUCUGGCGGCGCGGGGAUAUAUCACCAUUUCGACUAUUGGAUCAAUACUAUCUUGCCCCAAAAGACCUGGGAGCAGAUGCAUUUUGCGCAUGCUCGCAAUGAUCGGCAGAUAUGGGUUGUCAAUGUGGGAGAUUUGAAACCUUUGGAACUGCCAAUCAGCCACUUUAUCGAUAUGUACCGAGAAUUUGGCGCCACGGUUGUUAAUGCUACAGCUUCGGUCAUGAACAGAUACGGCAAGUAUGCAAAUAGAAGGAAGUACGAGCUGCUUGAUGCGUCCAUCUAUUCUGUCGUGAACUGCAACGAAGCAGAUACACUUGUUCUCCAUCCAUGCAAAGCUGGUUACAUCUUAUACCAGCUGUACGUCAACACAGCGAAGAACAAUUUAUAUGCCAAACAAAACAGACUGCUUGGAGGGAAAUGGGAUAAUAUGAUGGAUCAAACACAUACUGGUUAUACCAACUGCAUGCCGGCACAAUCAUAUCCCUCCAAAAGUACAACUACCACACCGGGAAUAUUCGUCGACGGAGGCAGCGUGACCGCACUCCCAAUGAUGGAUUCAUACGGACCGGAGACGCGAUGGGUCGAUAUAUAUCCCAAGGGAAACACAACUUCAACCUUCAAAGUGACAUCCGACCCAUGGAUUACCGCAACUCCAUCCUCAGGAGCGCUCACACCACCAGGAGCGAUUUCCGACCAACGAGUCCUGAUCUCUAUCGAUUGGAAAAGCGCACCAGUCGGUGAAUCGACCUCGAAAAUCAAUAUCGAUGCUGGUUGCACAGCAUUCACUGUCUCCUUGCCGCUCCGCAACACGAAUGUCAUAGCCGGUUUCGCAGGCUUCGUCGAAAGCGAGAAGACGAUCAGCAUCGAGCCCGAGCACUGGACAUCCGCUACCUCAUCGUCGGAUGCUCACUACGACAUCAUCCCCGGCUAUGGCCGCACCCUCUCGGGCGCGACGCUCUUCCCCCUAACGUACAAUAUCUUCCUUUUCACUACCACCACAGCAUCGAUAACAGUCCACUUGGCAACCUCCACGAAUACAGACCACUCUCGCCACCUCGCAUACGCUAUUUCCAUCGACGAUGCGAAACCAACGACGGCUCAAUACGUACCGAUCGUUGAUCUGGGGACGAUGCCAAGUCAUUGGAAGACCGCGGUGCAGAAUGUGGGGUAUAAUUACACGACAAAGCAUGCGGUGACUGCGGAAGCACAUGUGCUGAAUCUGUGGGCUGUGGAGCCGGGCGUGGUAUUCCAGAAGAUUGUCGUUGAUUUCGGGGGCGUGAGAACGAGUUAUUUGGGGCCGCCUGCGAGCAUGAGGAUUGGAUUUCGAAAACAAAAAUAG